AUGUCCAAAUACCUUGCCGAGCUUUGUUCUCUCCUCAUCGAAGAUAAUUAUGGCGAGUUCUACGCUCAUAUCUUUUCGACUUUACUAUCGCAUGGCCGACUCCUCGCCCUGCAGCUUGCUCUGAAAUGUCACCUUCCGCUGCGACAAAUUCAACAUGGACUCGCUGUGCUGGUGCAAGCUGGACUUGUAUUCCAUCAUACCACAUCUGAAGGAAGAACAUCUUACGACGCCAACCCCCGAAAUGCUUAUAACCUCGUUCGACCCGGCAGAACCUUUGAACUCGUACAGAAGCGAUUCGGAAGGGCUGCUUCUGCGAUAGUCACACAGCUAGUCCUCCUUGGCCACGCACCUGUUGGACAGUUAAAGACAGUGAUUAGAACAGCCGACGAGUCCACUACUGUCCAGGACCAUGAUAUCGAGAAUGAUCGCGCAAACAGCACAUCGAUAGUGGGUAGUCUUGCUAAAGAUCGACCUGAUGUUGAGAUCGACAACGCCCUGAGAGAGCUAUGUAAGCAUGGUCUGAUAUGUCGGUUACGGGAAGCGCAUUUUCGGACAGAGGCAGACACUCGUCAAUUGGUCGAGGAAAAGGUGCACAACUCUUUCAGUUCGACCGCCAAAGGUACAAAACUGAAAGAAGAGUUUGCUGAAAAGGUCGAGGAGGCCAUUGAGAAAGAAGUUAAUUCUUGUAUCAAUUUUCGGAAGUCAGGAUCUGAAAACAUGAUAUCGCAGAAGCGUAAGCUAGACGAUGCGGAUAAUAUUCCCAACCCCAAAAGACUCAAAUUGUCGAAUGGUGUUGCACCAAACGAAGGCUUUGAUCACACCUACUUUGUUGGUGACAACACAAACUUUCUCACCGAUAGCCUCGUCGUGAGGCUGAAUUACGCCAGAAUUGCAGUCCUCUUUCGGAACAGUCGGCUUGUAAGCUUGGUGACAGCCAUUUACGGUAAGAAUUUUUCAAGGACUUAUGAAGCUAUCCUCAACCAACUCGAGCCUGAUCUCCCUGAUCCCCAAGAGGACAUCAGCCUUGGUCCAGAGCAAGAGCGGCCUCCCGGUACUACAUCUGAGGUUGACGAGGCCUUGUUGGCCCAAGAUCUGGCUCACCAGGAAGCGUACAAAGAGCACUCAGGUUCACCAUGGCGAAGCGUUAAUGGCUAUGUGAACGGUACCAAGCAUCAGCUAACACCCGAAGCGCGAUCUCACCUGGAGGUUCUAUGUCAGGAGCCCUACAGAUUUCUUUCUCGCUCGUUGGAGUAUCCAGAUCGAUAUGUCGUCGAAUACUCUCCCCUUUCAAUUCACCUCCGCAACGCCGAAAUCUUCCGCAUCAUCUUCGCACGUUUCGACAAAUACGCCGUCCGCAUCAUUCGAGUCCUUCUCGACAAAGGCAAACUAGACGAGAAGCACCUACAAGAACUCGUAUUGAUGUCCGCUAAAGAGCUUCGCCAAAUCCUUGCCAUGCUUCAGCAAGCAGGAUUUCUGGAAUUACAAGAAGUGCCACGUGAAGCACAGCGGCAACCAAGCAGGACGAUAUAUUUGUGGUUUUACGAUCCAGACCGGGUGAGGAAGAUGCUGAUAGAGAAUACAUAUAAGUGUAUGGCGAGAUGCUUUCAGAGGAUGAAGGUGGAAAGGGAUAAGAUCAGACCUACGAUUGAGAAGAGCGAAAGGAGCGACGUGAAGGGAAAAGAAGAAAAUUUAUUAGCAAGAGCGGAGCUCGAGGUGUUAAAAGGAUGGCGAAGAAAGGAGGAAUGGUUGCUGGGUGAGGUGGGAAGGCUUGAUGAGCUAAUUUUUGUGCUUAGAGAUUUUUGA
Endocarpon pusillum Z07020 is the source of this 1803-nucleotide messenger RNA. RefSeq lists its product as uncharacterized. Gene Ontology annotation, cellular component: RNA polymerase III complex. Lineage: Eukaryota; Fungi; Ascomycota; Eurotiomycetes; Verrucariales; Verrucariaceae. The coding region runs from base 1 to 1803 and encodes 600 amino acids. Gene Ontology annotation, molecular function: single-stranded DNA binding. The transcript has 3 exons. The record is from RefSeq and is a predicted model, not a curated record. Gene Ontology annotation, biological process: DNA-templated transcription.